AUGUCGCUUGUUCCAAACAAACAAAUGAACAACCGAGUUGUCAUCAAUGUUGGUGGUACCCGUUUUGAAACGUAUCGCAGUACCUUAAAGAACAUUCCAGAUACCAGACUUUCAUGGAUAACAGAAACAACAGUUCAAACUCCGGACUGUGAUAAUGUUAAGGGCGAAUAUUACUUUGAUAGACACCCAGGAGUCUUCAACAUGAUUCUCAACUAUUACCGAAUCGGCAAACUACAUGCACCUACAGAUGUAUGUGGACCGAUGUUUGAAGAAGAGUUAGCAUUUUGGGGAAUUGAUGAAAAGCAGAUUGAGCCCUGUUGCUGGAGCACCUAUCGUGCGCACAGAGAUGCUCAAGAAACUUUAGCAAAGUUUGAUGGAGUUGAUUUUACAGACGGGGCUGAUGAUGAUACUGAAAUCAGUGAAGAAAUAGCUAUGCGCUUUGGAAUAGUUGAAGAAGUAAAAUUGAGCGAGAAGAGUAUAUGGGUAAGGUGGAAACCUAAAAUAUGGAAUCUUCUCGAGGAACCUAAUUCUAGUAAAGCUGCUAAGGUUGUGGCCAUCAUAUCUUUAGUUUUUGUUCUUUUUUCUAUCGGGGCUUUUUGCUUGGAGACGCAUUUGCAGUUCCGCGUUCUCAAGAAUCCGAAUAGGACUAUUACUGAAAAAACCACCGUCUUGGAGACACAACAAUUAACAAGACCCUAUCUUUUUCUUGAUGUUGUAGAAUAUACUUGCAUUGCGUAUUUUUCAUGUGAAAUAAUUGCUAGAUUUAUUUUUUGUCCUAGUAAAUUGAAUUAUGUGAAGCAAGCACUGAAUUGGGUGGAUUUCUUCUCCAUCAUACCCUUUUACUCCAAGAUAAUUGUUGUUCAUUUCGACCCAGCUUUAGAGGAUUCAACUGGACUGUAUUAUCUUAAUGCUCUCAGAUUGGUGCGCAUAUUUCGGAUUUUAAAAUUAACUCGGCAUUUUAGUGGAUUGAAGAUAUUAGCACAAACUAUAAAAGCCAGUGCAAAGGAGUUGAUGCUUCUGAUAUUAGUUUUAGCUAUCGGGGUGCUUAUCUUUGCUUGCCUUAUCUAUUACGCCGAACAGGUAGAUGAAAAUAUACACAAUGAUUUUAGGAACAUACCACGGGGAUUUUGGUGGGCUGUCGUUACUAUGACAACUCUAGGAUACGGUGACAUUUAUCCUAGGACAGUGUUAGGUUACAUUAUUGGCGCUGUUUGUGCUCUUUGUGGUCUACUAAUGCUGGCGCUGCCAGUACCUGUGAUAGUCAACAACUUUACUUUAUAUUAUUCUCAUGCGCAAGCCAGAAUUAAACUACCCAAAAAGACGAAAAAUAUUAUGGUUGGUGCUGCUGACGAAUUGAAACAACAAAGAUCGACAUCAAUACAAGACGUCUUUAGUACAGCUGGUGAAGUCAACUACCCCGAUGAUAACAGGAAAUCGAGCACUGACAGUGUUCUUAGAAGUGAGGAAAAUGUUAAAAAUCUGGGUAAGUAUAUCUCGUUCGUUUCAUAG
Molecule: messenger RNA, 1509 nt
Organism: Patella vulgata (common limpet)
Lineage: Eukaryota; Metazoa; Mollusca; Gastropoda; Patellidae
Product: potassium voltage-gated channel protein Shaw-like
Exons: 2
Coding region: 1-1509 (502 amino acids)
Biological process (GO): protein homooligomerization; potassium ion transmembrane transport
Cellular component (GO): axon; voltage-gated potassium channel complex; neuronal cell body membrane
Molecular function (GO): protein binding; delayed rectifier potassium channel activity
Source: RefSeq, a predicted model, not a curated record